Molecule: messenger RNA, 1830 nt
Organism: Rhinichthys klamathensis goyatoka
Lineage: Eukaryota; Metazoa; Chordata; Actinopteri; Cypriniformes; Leuciscidae
Gene: poglut3
Product: protein O-glucosyltransferase 3
Exons: 8
Coding region: 227-1789 (520 amino acids)
Cellular component (GO): endomembrane system
Molecular function (GO): glucosyltransferase activity; protein binding
Source: RefSeq, a predicted model, not a curated record
UUAUCGAGGCGCACCGCAGCACAAACGCCACACUUAAAAGCCAAAAAGCCACCCUAAUUUUUGUUUAACUAGCUAUUUCUGCCUUAAUGCAACAGUCCGUGUCUAUAAAACAGGAAAAAAGCAAAAACGUCUGUAUUAAACAUGGCAAGAAAUUCUUAGCUGCUUUGCAGCGAACUUUAGCUGUAAUUCAACUCCCUCUUGGUCAGCGACAGGAACAGCAGAUAAAAUGAUCCCUCAUUUAAAGAUUAGAAACGCUUUUGGAAAUAUGCCAAAUGUUGCCUUCGCCCUGGUCAUUACAACAGUUUUAAAUGUAGGCUUUAGUCAGAGUAUUGAUAUUAAUCCGGGUAAAUGUCUCGUGUGGGGUCCUGGACUGAAUCCUGAUGUUGUGCUUCCUGUCAGAUACUUCUACAUUCAGACUGUUGAUUCACGAGGAGAAAACAUCACGGUCUCUCCUGUUAAAGACUCUUUCAAAGUGACGAUAUCCUCAUUGGAAAAGGAGUAUCUUCGUGUCCAUGUCCCAGCACCAUUGGAUCGGGGCGACGGCUCCCUGCUUGUCAGAUACCGACUCUAUGGAAGUUCUUUGAAGGGUUUGAAGAUUGAAGUUUUGUAUCAAGACAAGCCUGUGGCAAAGUCACCAUACAGUGUUAGAGGUCCUGUUCAUCAUGAAUACUGUGAUUGUCCGGAGUCCGAUGCGGCAGCGUGGCAGAGGGUUAUGCAGUGUCCAGAGGAAGACCCCCAAAUUCAAGAGGAUUUCAGUUCAUUCCCAUCUAUUGACCUGCAGCAGCUCCUGCAGGAGGUUCCACUGCGCUUUGCAAAGCGAGGAGGACUCAUUCACUACACCAUCUUAAACAACCAGGUGCAUCGGCGCUCACUGGGCAAGUACACCGAUUUCAAGAUGUUCUCGGAUGAGAUACUGCUCUCCCUCGCUCGGAAAGUAAAAAUGCCUGAUGUGGAGUUUUAUAUUAACGUAGGAGACUGGCCAAUGGAGAACAGGAAAGUGAAUGACAAACCUGGACCGGUGCCUAUUAUCUCAUGGUGCGGCUCCACGGACACACGUGACAUCAUUCUUCCCACAUAUGAUAUCACGCACUCAUCCUUAGAGGCAAUGAGAGGGGUAACAAAUGACCUGCUGUCAGUCCAGGGGAACACAGGUCCUGUGUGGUCAGAUAAAACGGACAAGGCGUUCUUCAGAGGCAGGGACAGUCGAGAAGAGCGCUUGCGUUUGGUAACCAUGUCCAAAGAAAACCCAGAGCUGCUCGAUGCGGGAAUAACAGCGUUUUUUUUCUUUCGUGAACGGGAGAAGGAACUUGGAAAAACACCACUGGUCGGUUUCUUUGAUUUUUUUAAGUACAAAUACCAGAUGAAUGUGGAUGGAACAGUAGCAGCCUAUAGGUUUCCGUACCUGAUGCUGGGCAACAGCUUGGUCUUAAAACAGGAUUCACCAUACUACGAACACUUCUACACACAUCUGAAACCAGGUGUGCAUUACAUCCCAGUGAAGAGGGACCUUUCUGACCUCAUCGAGAAGAUUAAAUGGGCUAAGAACAAUGACACAGAGGCAGAGGCCGUAGCUAAAACGGGACAAUCGGUGGUGAGAGAUCUGCUUCAGCCUCACAGACUCUACUGCUACUACUACACUGUUUUUCAGACCUAUGCAAAUCGUCAGAGCACUCAGCCUCUAGUCCAUCCUGAUAUGGAAAUAGUGCCUCAGCCAUCCGAUCACACUGCCCUGUGUAACUGUGAGAGGAGAUCGGAGGACCAGAAACAUCAGCAGAAGGACGAGCUCUGACAAAGAUGAACUGAUAAAAGCACUCCGUCUGAAACAAGUGU